CCCAGCUUCCCCUCCGCCAUCCCUCCGCCAAACGGGGUCCCUUCUCCUUCCCUUUCUUCCUGGCGAACGUAUGAGCAAGCAAGCCGGAAUUCAAAAAUUUCGCAACUCAGAAGGCAAAGGUAAGGUUAGAAGAACGUAGACCUUGUUAGGAAUUAUCAGAAUACAACUCUUCAGAUAGAUUCCUGCUGUAGGAUUUGCCAGGAGGUCGAAGGAGAGGCAUUCUUCUUCAGCUUCUGGGGUUCACUUCACUAGAGUAAACAGCUGCCAGGGAGAAGAUGGUGAGGCUCACCGCCGACUUGAUUUGGAAGAGCCCUCAUUUUUUCAACGCCAUCAAAGAGCGUGAAUUGGAUCUUCGAGGUAACAAGAUCCCUGUCAUUGAGAAUUUGGGUGCUACCGAGGUAAUUUUCUUUUUCUCCAACUCCUUGCUGCUCGUUUCUUUUUAUACAGGAUACGUAAAGGAGUUCUUGCCGAAACUGCAUUCAUUAGUUCUGACAAACAACAGACUUGUCAAUUUGGUGGAGAUCGAUCCUCUCGCCUCUCUUCCAAAACUGCAGUUCCUCAGUCUUCUAGACAACAACAUCACAAAAAGGCCCAAUUAUAGGCUGUAUGUAAUUUUCAAACUAAAAUCCCUUCGAGUUCUUGAUUUCAAGAAAGUGAAAGCAAAGGAGAGAGCAGAGGCAGAGAUCUUAUUUGCAUCUAAGGAAGUAGAAGAGGAAGCUAAAAAAGAAGUUGUUAAGCCUUUCACCCCUGCUGAGGCUCCUAUUGAUGUGGAUGUUGCAGGGGAACAACAGAAUGCAAAGGUGGUAGGACCCACACCGGAACAAAUCAUAGCUAUUAAGGCUGCCAUUGUGAAUUCUCAAACUCUUGAAGAAGUUGCAAGACUAGAGAAGGCAUUGAGCACGGGGCAGCUUCCAGCGGAUUUGAAACUUUUCGAUGAAGUGCCCCAGUCAGACACUAGUGCAGGAGAAAAAGACGAGGAAAUGACCACUGAUGAGAUCCCUACUGGACCUACAGAUAUGGAUCAGGACAAGAGAGUGAAGAGCGUCGGCGACGAGUUGCGAGAGGAUGACGGCUUUCGAUCUCCCUCCUUCCAGCUUUAUCUCUCUCACCGACGGUGCUCCUCUGCUCUCACUACGUGCCUCUGUCUCUCUAUUAAGGUCAAUCCAUCACCGACUUUCCAUUCGGAGAAAAAGACCGAAUUAAAACUUCGCAUCGCCGCUCCUCGAAUCGCUAGAGAUGAGAAG
Linum tenue is the source of this 1244-nucleotide messenger RNA. The record is from the annotation of a GenBank genome assembly. NCBI's taxonomy places the organism in Eukaryota, Viridiplantae, Streptophyta, Magnoliopsida, Malpighiales, Linaceae.